UCCAAAAACAAGUGAUGUUACCAACUUCCAACACAUACAAUAAAACCACACCCAUCUCUCUCUUUAUCAAAUUCAUCUUUGUCUCCGCUCAUCUCCUGUUGCUUCUCUCAAAUUCUUACUCUCUUUCUAUUACUUCUAUCUCUGCUUUGUUCUGGUUCUGCUUCUUGCUCCAAACAGAGCUCAAUCCUCCUUGGGAUCUUCGUCUUGUUGAUUGUUACUCUCAGUUCCAAGUCCAACCACUUUCUUUUAUUUCCUUCGAAUUAAAUCCAGCUCUUCUUUUGGUUUUGGUCCUAAUUCACUCCCUCUCUCUCUCUCUCUCUCUCUCUCUCUCUCUCUCCCCUCGUGGAAAGGAAAACCAGCUUUUCUUGAGAUACCCAUUUGCCUUUAAUCUCUCAGCAUUAAGUUCCAUUCUUCAUUGAAUUUCUUGAGUAGUGUAAUCUCUCAGCAUCCAAGAAGCCUACUUUUUCUUCUUCUUAGGAAAAAGCACAAGGAAGCAACCGUCUUUAGCUGCAAAACUUUUCCGUUUCUCCAGGGGUUCCUGUUUCUUAUUGUCGUUUACAAGAACAAGAACAAGAACCUGCCCUUUUCUAUUCAUCACGAGAUUUCAUUUCUGGUAAAUUCUUAUAUCUCCUCAGUUUCCUUUUCUUUCCCUUACAUACAAAAGAUCAUAUUUUUUCAUGGUUGUUCAUCGUGUUGGUAUUACAGAGCUGCGAACGAUACAUGGAAAUCAAGAAAUUUAGAUUCCAAAUCUCAAAAGCACCGUCUGUUCAGGUACUGUUUUUCCUAGUUCUUCUCAAAUAUUCCACUGUUUUUUCGUUUGACUGAUGGGAUCAUCAUCAUCAUCAUGAAGACAAAUUCUGGGUUGGGAUUUGAGUGUUUUUAAGGAUGCAAUAAUGGCGAUAAUUGAAGAAGCACUCUAGAAAGCUCUCUUUUUAAAUUUCUGUUUCUAUUUCACAAUGGCCAGAAACUUUUUUCUUUCCCUUCAAUUUCUUUCGUUUCUUUCCUUCCUGUUCUUCUCAGCUUUCCCGCUUUCUUUUGGUUUGAACGUUGAGACACGGGCCUUGCUUGAAUUCAAAAAGCAGCUCAAAGACCCUUUGAAUGUUUUGGAUUCUUGGAAAGAAUUGGAGUCUCCAUGCAAGUUUUCUGGGAUUGCCUGUGAUACUACAUCUGGGAAAGUGACUGAAAUCUCACUUGACAACAAGUCUCUCUCUGGUGAGAUUUCAGCAUCCAUUUCAGCCCUUGAGAGCAUGACUACCCUUUGGUUGCCUUCCAAUUCUAUCUCUGGGAAGCUUCCUCUUGAGCUUAUUAAUUGCAGCCGUCUUAGGGUAUUGAAUCUAACUGGAAAUAAAAUGGUGGGAGUCUUACCUGAUCUUACUCCCUUGAGAAACUUGGAGAUUCUUGAAUUGUCGUCAAACUACUUCUCCGGCAGAUUUCCGACCUGGGUAGGAAAUUUAACUGCACUGGUUACGCUUUCUAUAGGGCAAAAUGAAUAUGAUGAGGGUGAAAUUCCAGAGAGUAUUGGAAAUUUGAAGAACCUGAGAUAUCUGUUUCUGGGGUAUAGCCAUUUGAGAGGAGAGAUUCCAGAGUCCAUUUUUGGACUAUGGAAGCUUGAAACUUUUGACAUUUCGAGUAAUAAGAUCACAGGGAAAUUCCCAAAAUCAAUUUGCAAAUUGCAAAAGCUUAAGAAGAUUGAGCUCUAUAUGAACAAUUUGACUGGGGAGAUCCCACCGGAACUCGCAAACCUCACCCUCUUGCAGGAAAUCGAUAUAUCUUCGAAUCAGAUGUAUGGGAAACUGCCAGAGGGAAUUGGAAAUUUGAAGAAUCUGACGGUAUUUCAGUUAUAUGAUAAUAAUUUCUCUGGAGAGCUACCUGCUGGUUUUGGAGAGAUGCAGCAUCUUAAUGGGUUUUCAAUCUAUAAAAACAAUUUUUCAGGGGAGUUCCCAGCGAAUUUCGGCCGGUUCUCACCAUUGACCAGCUUUGACAUAUCUGAGAAUCGAUUUUCAGGAAGUUUCCCGCAGUUUUUGUGUGAAAAGAGAAUCUUAUACGACUUGCUGGCUUUGGAAAACAGUUUUUCUGGGGAGUUUCCAGAUUCUUAUGUCAAGUGUAAGUCUUUAAAAAGGUUCAGGAUCAGCAUGAAUAAGUUGUCUGGACAGAUUCCAGAUGAGGUUUGGGCUCUGCCACUUGUGAUCAUACUUGAUUUCGGUGAUAAUGAUUUCAGUGGACGGAUAUCCCCUAAAAUUGGGUUGUCUACCAGGUUGAAUCUGUUGUUUUUGCAGAACAACAGGUUUUCGGGUCAGCUUCCAUCUGAACUUGGCAAAUUGACGAAUCUAGAGAGGCUAUCUUUGCAGAGUAAUAGCUUCUCUGGUGAAAUACCUUCCGAAUUUGGUUCUUUGAAACAGUUAUCUUCCUUACAUUUGGAAGAAAAUUCAUUGACAGGACCCAUACCAUCAAAACUGAGUGAUUGUGCUAGACUGGUGGACUUGAAUCUUGCUUCGAAUUCUCUUAGUGGUCCUAUCCCACAUGCUUUUUCCCUGAUGAGCUCUUUGAACUCUCUCAAUCUUUCGCAAAACAAACUUAAUGGUUUGAUUCCAGAAGAUUUGGAGAAAUUGAAGCUAAGUGACAUUGAUUUAUCUGGAAACCAAUUAUCAGGAAGGAUUCCAUCAGUUCUUUUGACCAUAGGUGGUGACAAAGCAUUUCUGGGGAAUGAUAAGCUUUGUAUUGAUGAAAAUUCCAAGAGCAUUACAAAUUCAAAAAUGAAUGUUUGCCUCCGAAAGCACGGUCAGAAACCAACAUUUGGAGAUAAGCUGGUAUCGCUCUCUGUCAUCUUAUCUGCCUUUGUUGUUGCUUUAGCUGGCUUACUGCUUGUUAGUUACAAGAACUUCAAGCAAGGGCAAGUUGACAGAAAAAAUGACUUGGAUCCGGAAUGGAAACUUGCAUCUUUUGACCAAUUGGAUAUCGAAGCAGAUGAAAUAUGUAAUUUAAAAGAGGAAAAUUUGAUUGGAAAAGGCGGUACAGGAAAAGUGUAUCGCUUGGAUUUGAAGAAAGGUGGUUGCACAGUAGCAGUAAAGCAAAUGUGGAAAGGAGACAGUCUCAAGCUUUCAGCAGCUGAAAUGGAAAUUUUAGGGAAAAUCAGGCAUAGAAAUAUACUAAAGCUUUAUGCUAGUUUACUCAAAGAAGGAUCAUGUUUUCUGGUGUUUGAAUACAUGGCUAAAGGUAAUCUGUUUAAUUUACUUCACGGAAAGAUUAAAGAUGAGGAGCCACAAUUGAAUUGGUGUCAGAGGCAUAAAAUAGCUUUGGGUGCUGCAAAGGGAAUUGCAUAUCUGCACAAUGAUUGCUCUCCACCAAUUAUUCAUAGAGACAUAAAAUCAAGCAACAUUUUACUCGAUGAGGAUUACGAGCCAAAAAUUGCUGAUUUUGGGGUUGCAAAGCUUGCUGAAAUGUCCUUUAAGGGGUGUGAUAACAGCUUUCUUGCAGGCACUCAUGGAUAUAUUGCCCCUGAGAUGGCAUAUACCCUAAAAACUACAGAAAAGAGUGAUGUAUAUAGUUUUGGUGUUGUGCUGCUAGAAUUAGUCACUGGUAGGAAACCUAUUGAUGAGGAAUAUGGAGAAGGCAAAGAUAUAGUGUACUGGGUUUUGAAACGUCUUAGUGACCGUGAAAAUGUCUGCAAGGUUCUCGACGACAAGGUUGCAUCUGAAUCUGUCCAAGAGAGCAUGAUUAGAGUCUUGAAGAUUGGUAUCCUUUGCACAACCAAGCUUCCUAACCUGCGGCCUAACAUGAGAGAAGUUGUGAAGAUGCUGGUUGAAUGUUGAUCCUUGCAUUUCCAGAUCUCCGGACAGCAACUCCGACAAAAAAUGAGAAGCUUUUCCUCUGAAGUUUUGUUUGUUGAUAGUAGUUCGGCUUUCCAGAUCCGAACUUUCUAAGCAAGUGUUGGUAAAAAAGUUUGGUGGUAUAUAUAAAUAUACUUAAAUUUACAAGCGUGAGCUAGUUUGUAAAAGGCUUUUUGUUGCAAUGUAAUCAUGUGUUUCGAGACAUCAUCUUGUGAAUAUGUGUUGGUUUUUUUUGAAGAAUAAAUAAAUUUUAGCUAUCAUUUCACUUGCUCCAA
This is a messenger RNA of Hevea brasiliensis (rubber tree), 4102 nucleotides long. Its product is annotated as receptor protein-tyrosine kinase CEPR2. The transcript is spliced from 3 exons. NCBI's taxonomy places the organism in Eukaryota, Viridiplantae, Streptophyta, Magnoliopsida, Malpighiales, Euphorbiaceae. Gene Ontology annotation, biological process: protein phosphorylation. The coding region runs from base 957 to 3809 and encodes 950 amino acids. The record is from RefSeq and is a predicted model, not a curated record. Gene Ontology annotation, molecular function: receptor serine/threonine kinase binding; ATP binding; protein kinase activity.